GAAGAGCAAAGAAAGCUAAGAAAGGAGAAAAGAUUUUAAUUUGGACAGACAGUCAGCUCUCUUUCCCUCACAUUUCUCUACCUGAGAUCUGAAUCUGAGAAGCAACACCAAAAUGCCGGAUCCGUCGAGCCUGAGUCCCAAUCCGGAUCCGCCAAUUCACUCCAAUGCGUCGUCCACCUUCCCCAACCCAACCACAUUCCGAGGUUCUAACCACAGGCGAGCACAGUCGGAAGUCCAAUUUCGUAUCCCAGACGACUUGGAUCUCGUAUCGGACCCGUUCGAAGGUCUGGGAUCCGAGGACGACUUGUUUUGCAGUUACAUGGAUAUCGAGAAGCUGGGUGGAUCAUCCAAGGUGGCGGACGAAGGAGGGGCUGCUGCCGGAUCUUCGAGUGCUGGGUCGGGUCAGAACCCGAAAGGAGGAGAGGAAAUGAGUGGCGGGUCGGGAAUGGGGGAGAAGAGUACUGGAGGAGGGAAAGGAAGGCAUAGGUAUAGUAAUUCGGUUGAUGGGUGCUCGAUGAUGGAGUCGAUUGAAGCUAAGAAAGCUAUGGCUCCUGAUAAGCUUGCUGAAUUGUGGACUGUUGACCCAAAGAGAGCUAAAAGGAUCAUUGCAAAUCGGCAGUCAGCUGCUCGCUCUAAAGAGAGGAAAGCCCGAUAUAUAUCUGAAUUGGAGAGAAAAGUCCAAACACUUCAAACGGAAGCAACUACUCUUUCUGCGCAACUAACCCUAUUCCAGAGAGAUACAACAGGCUUGAGUACUGAGAACACAGAGCUUAAGCUUCGGCUACAAGCUAUGGAACAACAAGCUCAGCUACGUGAUGGUAUGUUCUGUCCAAACCAAUUAGCUCUGAAUGAAGCACUGAAGAAGGAAGUAGAGAGGCUCAAGAUUGCCACUGGAGAAAUGACGACACCCACAGAUACCUUUAAUUUGGGAAUGCACCAUAUACCAUACACCCAAUCUUCCUACUUUCCUCUCCAGCCACAGCAUGUGCAAGUUGACACCCAGAACAUACAAAUGCCACAGUUUCAUCCCUUCCAGUCUAACAUGUUGACGCCUAAUCAGUCUGUGGUAGCUGCCUCCAACUCGCAUGCCUUUGCUGAUAUGAUGCAACAGGACCCUCUUGGCCGAUUGCAGGGCCUUGAUAUCAGCAGCAGGGGUUCGCGCUUUGUGAAAUCUGAAGGCCCCUCAAUUUCUGCCGGUGAAAGUGGUGGAACAUUAUGAUACAAAUUUUGCUGAUAAACAGUUUGCCCUGGCCUAUUUGUUGGAUUGUUCAUAGACUGACCUUGUUGACAUCAAAAGGUACUGUUCAGUUGAAUUCAAUUCUUUCAAUGCGAUUGGGGUUUUAGGUUUUCUGUAGCUUUGCUAGGUUUCCAGAUAUUGGAGAUUCUUUUCUUGUGGAUUUCACAUUCAAUUAUUUUUGGAGCAAAGCAAUGAUGUGGGAUUAGAAGUUUGAUCCCUAGAAGUAGAUUGAUGCGACAUUCCAGCUGCUUCCGCUGUAUUGUUGGUUCAGUAUUGCUUAAAGUUAUAAUGCUGGUGAAUUUCUUCAAAUUGUUUUUGUUUCAGUGGAUGGCGCACCCCCACUCUCAAAUGAGUGUGCACAAAACUGUACAUGCAUCUGGCUAUAUGAUUGUAGUGCCUUGACUUUACAGUUCUUUAACUUCAUGGCUCAGUUGAACCUUGGAGGAUAAUACAGGCCUUGGUUGCUGUUGCUUGUCACUUAA
Theobroma umbraticum is the source of this 1719-nucleotide messenger RNA. Lineage: Eukaryota; Viridiplantae; Streptophyta; Magnoliopsida; Malvales; Malvaceae. The record is from RefSeq and is a predicted model, not a curated record.